AGAAUUUCCGGAGCAUGAGGCCCAGAAAUCAGGAUUUUAAAAAGAUUCCCAGGUGAUUUUAAUGUGCAGCCAAGGUUGAAAAACACUGACUUAGAAGCAUUCCUAUUUAAAGGACAAGACAAGCAAUUCCGCUGUCAAAUAUCACUGAUACUAUUAGAUGAUCUAUAAGUGUGAAUCAGUGCAAUUAAAUAAGAGGGAAAAGAGUAUGAAUAUUUAAAAGCCCCCCCCCCACCACCAAUACUGUUAUACACCCGAGGAGGGAGAUGGAUAAAAUAAAUGGAAAUGAAAUAUAGAAAAAUUCAGUAAAGAAUCUGCUUCGUGAAUUAAUAUUGAAGAAGCAAUAGCCGGUAGACAGAGCGGCCGGUUAGUGAAUUAAUAUUGAAGACGCGAUAGCGGGUAAAGGGAGCGGCCGGUUAGUGAAUUAAUAUUGAAGACGCGAUAGCGGGUAGACGGAGCUGCCGGUUAGUGAAUUAAUAUUGAAGACGCGAUAGCGGGUAGACGGAGCGGCCGGUUAGUGAAUUAAUAUUGAAGACGCGAUAGCGGGUAGACGGAGCUGCCGGUUAGUGAAUUAAUAUUGAAGACGCGAUAGCGGGUAAAGGGAGCGGCCGGUUAGUGAAUUAAUAUUGAAGACGCGAUAGCGGGUAGACGGAGCGGCCGGUUAGUGAAUUAAUAUUGAAGACGCGAUAGCGGGUAGACGGAGCGGCCGGUUAGUGAAUUAAUAUUGAAGACGCGAUAGCGGGUAGACGGAGCUGCCGGUUAGUGAAUUAAUAUUGAAGACGCGAUAGCGGGUAGACGGAGCUGCCGGUUAGUGAAUUAAUAUUGAAGACGCGAUAGCGGGUAGACGGAGCGGCCGGUUAGUGAAUUAAUAUUGAAGACGCGAUAGCGGGUAGACGGAGCGGCCGGUUAGUGAAUUAAUAUUGAAGACGCGAUAGCGGGUAGACGGAGCUGCCGGUUAGUGAAUUAAUAUUGAAGACGCCAUAGCGGGUAGACGGAGCGGCCGGUUAGUGAAUUAAUAUUGAAGACGCCAUAGCGGGUAGACGGAGCGGCCGGUUAGUGAAUUAAUAUUGAAGACGCGAUAGCGGGUAGACGGAGCUGCCGGUUAGUGAGUUAAUAUUGAAGACGCGAUAGCGGGUAGACGGAGCGGCCGGUUAGUGAGUUAAUAUUGAAGACGCGAUAGCGGGUAGACGGAGCGGCCAGUUAGUGAAUUAAUAUUGAAGACGCGAUAGCGGGUAGACGGAGCGGCCGGUUAGUGAAUUAAUAUUGAAGACGCCAUAGCGGGUAGACGGAGCGGCCGGUUAGUGAGUUAAUAUUGAAGACGCGAUAGCGGGUAGACGGAGCGGCCGGUUAGUGAAUUAAUAUUGAAGACGCCAUAGCGGGUAGACGGAGCGGCCGGUUAGUGAUUAAUAUUGAAGACGCGAUAGCGGGUAGACGGAGCGGCCGGUUAGUGAAUUAAUAUUGAAGACGCGAUAGCGGGUAGACGGAGCGGCCGGUUAGUGAAUUAAUAUUGAAGACGCCAUAGCGGGUAGACGGAGCGGCCGGUUAGUGAGUUAAUAUUGAAGACGCGAUAGCGGGUAGACGGAGCGGCCGGUUAGUGAAUUAAUAUUGAAGACGCGAUAGCUGGUAGACGGAGCGAAGAGGGUGGAGGGGUAGCAUACGGGUAUUAGCGUGACCUGGUAUGAACGAACGUGACCCCACGCAUGCGCCAGGGUAUCGGGAAGCGCAUGCGCUGGGUGCCAGGAUGCCCAGAAUUCCCCGCGUCUAAGCCUAAACCGCCAGUCAGCGCCACUCUCUGCCCUUCGCGCCUUUUCCGCGGAGCGGAGCGGAGCGCGAGCCCUCCCCGGCCUGGGGCCUCGCGCUCUUUCUCUCAGCUUUUCCGCCACCUUCCGGCUGCCCCGCCCUGCGCUGCCGCCUGGUCUAGCCGCGAAAGCCUCGUCAGAGCUCUCAGCCAUGGCUUCAAACAACUUUAUCUACAUCACCCCAGAAGACAUGGAGGAGGCUGUCGAGUUAAUGGAAUUACACCAGGUACACCUAGAGACUAUUGCUAUGCAGGAUAUCGCUGUGGACGAUUUUGCUUUGGAGAAUAUUGACAUGGAGAGUCUCGCAGUCGAGAGUAUCCCUUUGGAGAAUAUCUCCAUGGACAAUAUCUCUUUGGAGAAUAUCUCCAUGGACAAUAUCCCUUUGGAGAACAUCGCUAUGGAGAAUAUUCCUUUGGAGAAUAUUUCUUGGGAGAAUAUCCCUUUGGAGAAUAUCGCGAUGGAGAAUAUCCCUUUGGAGGCUAUCUCUGAGGCGAAUGUCGCUGUGGAGAAUAUCCCUUUGGCGGAUAUCUCUGAGGCGAAUGUCGCUGUGGAGAAUAUCCCUUUGGCGGAUAUCUCUGAGGUGAAUGUCGCUAUGGAGAAUAUCCCUUUGGCGGAUAUCUCUGAGGUGAAUGUCGCUGUGGAGAAUAUCCCUUUGGCGGAUAUCUCUGAGGAGAAUGUCGCUGUGGAGAAUAUUCCCCCAGAGCUCACAGCGAUGGAAACCGUUGAGUACCAGGAUAUCAGCGGCAGUUGGGUCCACGGUGGCCACCACAGUUCACCUCUGAUGGCGCUGCAGCCGUUCCUGGUUAACCCGAACAAAGGGAACCACGACCAGGAAAUGAUCAUGGUGCAGACCCAGGAGGAAGUCGUGGGCUAUUUCGAGUCCGACAACGAGCAGGCUAGCAACUUCCAGGAGCAGCCGGUGCCUGUCCCGGUGGAAGAAGAAGCCUACUUCCAGGAAACUCCGACUUCCCUGUCAGACUCCGCGGCAUCAUCGCUCAAGAAGCCCAAGAAGCUCCGCAUCGGUCAGCAAAGCGCCGCCAGCCACGAUCAGCAAAGCACCACUAACGGCGGUAUGAAAAGCACCACCAGCAACGGGAAGCAAAGCAAGAAGCACGGCAGCCACGGCAAAAAGCUCCGCAUUGGCCAGCAAAGCGCCACCGGCCACGGUAUGGAAAACGCCGGCAAGGGUAAGAAACGCACCGCCAAAAGCGCGGCCGGGGCGGCGGGAGGCAGCGGCUCGGAGGAAGGCAACAGAAAGUGGGAGCAGAAGCAGGUGCAGGUCAAAACCCUAGAGGGUGAGUUCGCCGUCACCAUGUGGUCCCAAGCUGGUGAAAGCGAUCAGGAGAUUGAAGGACAGAGUCCGGUGAACUUACCGGACUUAGCUCCUGAUUAUUCAGAGUAUUUGACGGGAAAGAAACUUCCUCCUGGAGGAAUACCUGGCAUUGACUUAUCAGAUCCCAAACAGCUGGCAGAAUUUAUUAAAGCGAAGCCCAAAAAGUGCAAAGAUGACAUUCCAAGAACAGUACCUUGCCUUCAUAAAGGCUGCGGAAAGAUGUUCCGGGAUUCCGCUUCUAUGAGAAAACAUCAUCACACCCACGGUCCUAAAGGCUACAUAUGUGCAGAAUGUGGCAAAGGUUUUAUUGAGAGCUCAAAACUAAAACGGCAUCAACUGGUGCAUUCUGGAGAGAAGCCCUUUCAGUGCACAUUUGAAGGCUGCGGAAAAUACUUUUCCCUGGAUUUCAAUUUGCGUACACAUGUGAGAAUCCAUACAGGUGACAGGCCCUAUGCCUGCCCCUUCGAGGGUUGUGAUAAGAAGUUUGCUCAGUCAACUAACCUGAAAUCUCAUAUCUUAACGCAUGCUAAGAACAAAUAGCCAGUGAAAAGGAGAAAAGAUCCUUUUUUGAUUCUUAUAUAUCUAAGGGUCAUGUUUUCAUAGAUUCGUUUAAAAAGUUAAAAAUAUAUGUUUAUGUUGUUAAGAUGUCAUGUUUUAAUAGAGUAGUAAAAGUUAAAGGUUAAAAAAGUGAAAAAAAGGUUAAAAUAUGUAUAAGAUUACAUUGUUCUGUAAUAUCAUUUGGAAAACAUGGUGUUUUGUCAAGUUUGAUCCCAAAAAAGGAUAAUUCAUAGACUUCACAUCAAAAGACUUUUUAUGCAACUGUGCUUAAAAUGGGACUUUUCAUAUUCAAGUUCACCUAUUUACAAAUUUUUAAAGUUCUGUAUUUUCCAAAUGUUCAUGUUUAUACUUUUAAGAAUAUGUUUAAUAAUUCUAUGUGUGGUUUUUAUGGAAGUUGAUAACUGCUUACUGUAGAUUUUGUUUAUGAGAAUGAACGGUCAUAUACAUACAUGAAGUAUUUUCCUGUUUAAAAAGAGGUUAUAUAGGUUUUGUUUGCUAUCUUAAUUUUGGUUUUAUUCUUUGCUAUUAACAUAUUUUGCAUAACUAUCUUUUAGCUGCAUGAGUGAUGUAUAUGUAGUAUUGAAUAGUAGAUGUGGUUAGUACUGUUCGUCAAUUUAAACCCAUUUUAGUCAAUUUAAACCCAUUUUAGUCAUUUUAUUUCUAAUACUGCCAAAUAGUGUUAUUUAGUGUAAUUUCUUUGCUUCUUCGAUUAGAAAGUGCUGCUCAAUUGUAGUUGUAUUGUUUUUAUAAUGACUUUUAUAACAUUUGAUAUGUACACCUUAUAUAAUAGAAAAAGCAAAAGUGAAAUACCUGUUCUAAAUAAAGAAAAAAAACACUUGCCUGUAUAAAUACCAUAGCUAGAAAACAGGGAGGAUGCUACUGGCAUCUGGGGAGUAGAAGCGAAACAUCCUGCAAUGCAUAAGGAAUUAUCUGCCCCAAAAUGCCAAUAGUAAGAAAACCUGCUCUAGAGAAAGUAAAAUUGUAAUGUAUUCCUUUAAUGUACUUAUAAACAUUAGUGGACAAGAGGUUGUUUAAAUAAAGGAAAUGUGUUUUCAACCACCGUUGUUGCUUCUUAACCAUCAUGGGCAAAUUGGGACUCUAGGGGGGUGGUCUGGUACAAGUUGCAUCCCUGUCUCAAGAGAGGAGGGGAGAGGAGGUUGCCCAAAUAAUCAGGAAUCAGUGCUGCUGAAUUACCCGCUGAUUUGUUCGGAGGGAGAGUUAAUGAGGAUGCAAGCAUCUAGGUAAUCCUGGUAGGCUUUUUCAUCCUGGCUUGGAAGGAAAAGCUGAAUUUAGCACAUAUAAUGGUCACAAAGCUUA
Molecule: messenger RNA, 5004 nt
Organism: Myotis myotis
Lineage: Eukaryota; Metazoa; Chordata; Mammalia; Chiroptera; Vespertilionidae
Gene: YY2
Product: YY2 transcription factor
Exons: 1
Coding region: 1948-3669 (573 amino acids)
Biological process (GO): regulation of transcription by RNA polymerase II
Cellular component (GO): transcription regulator complex; PcG protein complex
Molecular function (GO): RNA polymerase II cis-regulatory region sequence-specific DNA binding; DNA-binding transcription factor activity, RNA polymerase II-specific
Source: RefSeq, a predicted model, not a curated record